AGUCGAUGCCGUUCAAUUUCCGUCGUAACUACUAACUAGUCAGCUUUUGAACUCAGGGAGAGAGAGAGGGUCUUCUUCUCUGCUCGAAUUCACAGUUAUGGCUAUGACCUAGGGUUUCCAAUUUUAUCCACAAAAAUCCAUAAAUUAAACCUCGACAUGGCCACAGACCUUCCUUGUCUUCUUCCAUUUCUUCUUUUUCUCUUCAUUUCUCACUUUCCCCUCUCUUUCUCUGGUUCAGUAAAUUCAAUGGAGUCAGUUCCUGAUCUAACAAAGUCAAUGUAUGUGGAUUUUGAUGGAUACCCUUGUGUUAGAUUACUCAAUCUUACCGGAGAAAUUGGCUGUUCAAAUCCCGGACGAGAUAAGGUGGUUGCUCCGGUUGUAAGAUACAAGAAUGUUAAUGAAGUUAGUAAGCCUUCUGCAGUUUUGGUGUCCUUAAAUGAGUUUCUUGAACUUGUUGGCAGAACAUCAAAUGAUUCAAGUUUUGCCAAGAACAUUGGUGGUGUUUUAGUUGAACAAGGGAUGGACACACAAAUCAAAUUAAAAGGAUUUUCUCCAGACCAAAAGUUCCCAGGAGCUGAAUAUGCACCUUACAAAAACAUCAACUAUGAAUGGAACCCAAUUGGAUCUGGUAUGAUGUGGAGAGCUUACAGUUUUCCUGUAUUCUUAAUCACUGAGGGUGGUGCACAGUUGGUGCAGGAGGUUGCCAUGAACAAUGAGAAGAAAAGGAAUGAUUAUACCGCAGAUGUGGUUGAGUUUGAUUCAGUGAUGCAGACAACAAAAUCUGGUACCCAUGAUUCAGAAUCCUGUUUACAAGAACAGACUUGCUUUCCAUUAGGUGGAUACAGUGUUUGGUCAUCGCUUCCUCCAAUUAAUAAUUCAUCCACAAAUCACUCCAAGCCAAUUAUAUUAACUGUCGCAUCUAUGGAUUCUGCUUCAUUUUUCCAUGAUAAAAAUCUCGGUGCCGAAUCCCCUAUUUCUGGAUUGAUAGCAUUGCUGGCAGCUGUUGAUUCACUUUCUCAUGUAAAUGGUCUGGAUGACCUUGGUAAACAGCUUGUCUUUUCAGUUUUCACAGGGGAGGCAUGGGGUUACCUUGGUAGCAGGAGAUUUUUGUUUGAACUAGAUUUACAAUCAGAGGCUGUUAAUGGGCUCAACAGUAGUCUGAUUGAAACGGUCAUAGAAAUUGGAUCUGUUGGAAAGGCCUUCAGUCAAGGGAAUAGCACAUUUUUUGCUCACACAGCUGCGGUUUCACUGGCCACUAAAGAAACAUUGAAUGCCUUAAAACAUGCUCGAGAUUCACUUGAAAACAUUACAGUUUCAUCAGCAAGCACUUUAAAUCCAGGGAUACCCCCAUCAUCCUUGAUGGCAUUUCUUAAAAAGAACCCUUCUACUUCCGGGAUGGUAUUGGAAGAUUUUGAUACUUCUUUCUCUGAUAAGUUUUACCACAGUCACCUGGAUGAUAUGUCAAAUAUAAAUUCUUCAGCCAUAGUGGCAGCGGCUUCUCUUGUUGCCCGCACACUUUAUAUCCUUGCAAGUGAUGACAAAAAUUUAAGCAGCACAGCUCUUGAUGCCAUCAAUGUCAAUGCCUCUCUAGUUGAAGAACUGAUGAGUUGCCUAUUGGACUGUGAACCAGGAUUGUCUUGUGAGUUGGUGAAAAGUUAUAUAGUACCAACCAAUCAAUGCCCAAACCACUAUGUUGGAGUUAUCCUUGGGGAACCUUCGUCAAAUCCCUAUCUUGGAUAUGUUGAUGAUGUUUCCAGGUUUAUAUGGAAUUUUCUAGCUGAUAGAACUUCUAGUUCGAUGUUGGAUGCGAGCUCUGAUUGUUCAAAAGAGUGCAGCAACAAAGGUGGUGUGUGCAUUAAGGCAGAGGUAGAUGGGAAGGGAUUCUGUGCUAUUUCUACAACCAGGUAUGUACCAGCGUAUUCAACACGCUUGAACUAUGAAUCUGGAACUUGGCAUGUGUUGCCUUCAGAUUCUUCUGAUCCCAUGGGAAUGGUGGAUCCUGUCUGGACGGAGAGCAACUGGGACACAAUCAGGCUUCGGGUCUACACUGUGCAGGAUGCAGCUUUUGAUCGUUUAGUUUUGCUGGCAGGUAUUACCAUCACAGUCAUGGCUUACCUGGCAAUUGUGCUUACAAGAGCCUAUAUAGCGAAGGCCUUGAAGCGGGAUUGAUCAAUAAUCCUAGUUUUGGUUAAUUUUAUGAAUAUACUGCAUAGAAAUGGUAGGAUCAGAUCUAAAAACAAAUGAUUCUAUCACAAUCUAUUACUGAAAUCAGUAGUUUUUUUUCCUGAACAUCGGCCUGGAUGCUACAUUAUUUGAGUUGCAUCCUCUAUCAUAUACAUGGAACUCUCGUCAUUGAAAGUCGAGCUUCUCAAAUGGCUGAGUUCUCAUGUCAUUAUUUCAAGACUACUUUCUUUAGUGGUGUCUAGUUUUCCAGUUAUGUUAAAUUAAUGAAGCAGGUUAUGCAUUUGAAUUUUGAUUA
This is a messenger RNA of Populus nigra (black poplar), 2479 nucleotides long. Its product is annotated as nicastrin. Gene Ontology annotation, cellular component: membrane. The transcript is spliced from 16 exons. The record is from RefSeq and is a predicted model, not a curated record. Lineage: Eukaryota; Viridiplantae; Streptophyta; Magnoliopsida; Malpighiales; Salicaceae. Bases 157 to 2169 code for a protein of 670 amino acids. Gene Ontology annotation, biological process: protein processing.